GCUCAAGCAAGACGUUCAAAACCGUACAGAAGCUAUUGACUGGGUCUAUCUGCAUCUGAGACACGGCGGCAAAGGCUUCCGAGGCGGACACAACGCUCAACUGCCCGCAUCUAGUCCAGGUGCCUGCUAUGACCCUUUCCAUCUGCCGGCCACGUAUUUUGCACUGCAACUGUUGCUCACCUUGGGCGAUGACCUCUCACUUCUGGACGCUAGUGUUCUGAUGUCUGAGGUCGCCGCUUUGCAGCUCGCUGAUGGUUCCUUUCCAUCAGCACAAGGCAACCUUGACGCAGACACAAGAUUCACAUACAUGGCCUUUGCAAUUCGCUAUAUCCUUCAACAUCUCGUUAAGGAGCCUUCCACAAUAGACUUCGAUACUGAAAAAGCUCUCCUGUUCGUCAGCCACUGUCGCAACUAUGACGGUGGUUUUGGAGGCUCUCCAGGCGCAGAAUCACAUGCCGGUCUGACAUGGUGUGCACUUGCCGCCAUUCAUCUGCAUGAACCGCACAGACCAAUAGCACAAGACCCAUCCUACACACAGACGAUUCAUUGGCUCCUUCAAAGACAAAAUGCCGAUGGCGGAUUCAAUGGCCGUUUCGGCAAAGUCAGUGAUGUGUGUUACUGCUUCUGGGUCACUGCGAGCUGUUGCAUCCUUGGCGUUGCAGACUUGCUAGACCAAGAUGCACUCGACGCGUACCUCGAAACGUGUCAGACUCCCUAUGGCGGGUUUGGGAAAGCAAUUGGACAGCCACCGGAUCUGUACCAUGCGUAUCUCGGG
Molecule: messenger RNA, 775 nt
Organism: Protomyces lactucae-debilis
Lineage: Eukaryota; Fungi; Ascomycota; Taphrinomycetes; Taphrinales; Protomycetaceae
Product: terpenoid cyclases/protein prenyltransferase alpha-alpha toroid
Exons: 1
Biological process (GO): protein geranylgeranylation
Cellular component (GO): CAAX-protein geranylgeranyltransferase complex
Molecular function (GO): CAAX-protein geranylgeranyltransferase activity
Source: RefSeq, a predicted model, not a curated record